Messenger RNA from Vigna radiata var. radiata (mung bean), 468 nucleotides. RefSeq lists its product as uncharacterized. NCBI's taxonomy places the organism in Eukaryota, Viridiplantae, Streptophyta, Magnoliopsida, Fabales, Fabaceae. The record is from RefSeq and is a predicted model, not a curated record. The transcript has a single exon. Bases 1 to 468 code for a protein of 155 amino acids.
AUGCAGGCCCCUAUGCCCGACCGGCCUCCGCCUCAGGUUGAAAAGUUUGAUGGCACAACGAAUCCAGAUCAUCAUUUGCGGAACUUCAUUGACUUCAUGGAUUUUUACACUCAAAGUGACCUGGUAAAAUGCCGAGCGUUCUCUCUGUCACUAAGGGGUGAAGCCCUAGAAUGGUAUUACACCCUUCCACCCAAUUCGGUGGAUAGUUUCCGCACGAUGAUGGGCAUGUUCAAAAAGCAAUACUCCACCAACCGAUACGAGGAGGUUACUGCUGCUGAGCUAGUCAAUCUCAGACAGGGGAAAGACGAAACUCUCAGAGCCUUCAUGCAUCGAUACAAUCACGCCGCUCGGAGGAUAAAAGGUGCCAACCCUGAAUUCAUCAUUAGUAGUUUGCCCAAUUGUUUAAAAGCGGGAUUCAUCUCAGAAAGCUUAUAUGCCGAGUUACCCAGUACGUUGGAGGAGUUGUAG